This is a messenger RNA of Ziziphus jujuba (common jujube), 1739 nucleotides long. Its product is annotated as type IV inositol polyphosphate 5-phosphatase 9. The coding region runs from base 318 to 1448 and encodes 376 amino acids. Gene Ontology annotation, biological process: phosphatidylinositol dephosphorylation. Gene Ontology annotation, molecular function: phosphatidylinositol-3,4,5-trisphosphate 5-phosphatase activity; phosphatidylinositol-4,5-bisphosphate 5-phosphatase activity; inositol-polyphosphate 5-phosphatase activity. The transcript is spliced from 7 exons. The record is from RefSeq and is a predicted model, not a curated record. Lineage: Eukaryota; Viridiplantae; Streptophyta; Magnoliopsida; Rosales; Rhamnaceae.
UGGGGUUAACAUUUCUUUUGAGUUGUUUCUUCUAUAGUUGCUCAUCAUGAGCUCUAACCUACCACUUAAUUUGCUCAUCUUUCUUAGUUCUCUCUGAUCCAUCAGCAUUUACUUUGUUGGUUUCUAUUAUAUGAUUUCUUAUGUCAUGGUCCACUUUUGUUAAAAUCACCACCUCCAUAGAACCUGACUUUGCUGGUAGACUGAGAGCUAUAAAUAUGCAUAUGCUCUGGUGGAGCUAUAUAUGGUUCAUGUUGAUCUAGAUUUUGAGAAGCAGAGAAUUUAAUUGCAGAUUUUCCAUACUUGUUAGAGAAAACAUAAUGGCUAAGCUCAGUCAACAACAUAUGAUUCCCAAAAAUGUUCUCUCUUAUCAUGAAAAAGACACAUACCGGAUAUUUGUUGGUUCAUGGAAUGUUGGGGGUGUUUCACCACCUGACAAUUUGGAUAUCCAAGAUUGGCUUAUUAGCUCACAAAGUAAUAAUAACCCUGCAUCUGAUAUCUUCGUUUUUGGGCUCCAAGAAAUAGUACCACUGAAUGCUGGAAAUGUUCUUGGAUACGAAAACGGCAAGAUUUCUCAGAAAUGGAAUUCAUUAUUCAGAGCAGCUCUUAACAAGAAAUUAGCAGAAGAUAAAGUGGUGGGAGUAGGAGAUCUUAAGAAAGUUUACCCUCUAAAGGAUAUUGAUCAUAAUCAAGUAGAAGAAUUCCAAUGCAUCAUUCAUAAGCAAAUGGUUGGAGUUUACAUCUCUGUCUGGGUUAGGAGUCAUCUCCUACCUUACAUAAACCAUCCAAGUGUCUCUUGUGUUGCCUGUGGUCUUUUGGGCUGCCUAGGGAACAAGGGUUCAGUUUCAGUAAGAUUUAUGUUGCAUGAAACAAGCUUCUGCUUUGUUUGUAGUCAUCUAGCAUCCGGUGGAAAAGAAGGCGAUGCAAAGCAGAGAAACGCUAAUGCAGCUGAAAUUUUAUCUCGAUCAAGCUUUCCUCGCGGUCCUCUGCAUAAUUUGCCACGCCAAAUCCUUGAUCACAACAAUGUGAUAUGGCUCGGAGAUUUGAACUACAGAAUUCACUUGCCUGAUUACAUUACUUGGUCUCUAGUAGAGAAGAAAGAGUGGAGUGUUCUGUUGGAAAAUGAUGAGCUAUUGAAAUUAAUAAAGCUAAAGAUGGAGCUGAUGAAGGGACAUGUAUUCCAAGGUUGGAAUGAAGAAGAAAUUAACUUCCCACCUACUUACAAAUACAAUCCAAAUUCUGAAGUUUAUUUUGGUUGUGAUCACAAGAGAAAACCCCAAAAGAUACGUGCUCCUGCAUGGUGUGAUCGAAUAAUAUGGUGUGGGAAGGGAUUGAAACAAGACCAAUACAACAGAGGUGAAUCAAGAUUGUCUGAUCAUCGACCUGUUCGAGCAAUUUUUGCAGCCGAAGUUGAUGUCUGCAAAGGAUUUGAAAGCUUUCAAUCUUUUUGAUAUCAAUGAGUUUAAUGUUAAUUAAUCAGAAUUUUGGAUUCUAAUAGGUUCAAUUUUCUGGUAAAUCUUUGCUUGGGAAUCUGAUUUUUAGACUUGUGUGAGUUAUUUUGUACAGGAAAAAAAAUAAAAAAAUAAAAAAAAAACAAAAAAAAAAAAAACAGAGAAUAAGAAAAUAUACAUGUCAUACCAGGUAGGUAGGCUUCACUAUGUAAGCUCUAAUUAGAAUAUUGCUAAAGUUCAAUAAGGAAAAGAUAUAAAAUUUCAAAGAAAUCAAUUUGUGGAGGUUAUGUA